GGCAAGGUCCGCCACCAUGCCUUUCAAUGGUGGCAAGAUGGCUGCCAUCUAUCAGAUGGAUGACAUCCCCCUUCCUCCACGCCGCCUCCCUGCCUCCCAGGCCACCCCCAAAUCCCCUCCUCCUCCUCCCCCAUCCUCAUCCCGAUCAGAUCGUCGCAAGGGCCUGAUUCUUCUUGUCGACGAGCUCCCCUCUGAUAUCAAGGACCUCCAAUUUGACGCACCACGUCUCCCUCCCAGCUCCUCCCUUUCUGCUCCGCCCAAGGGACUCCUUAUCGACCGCAAGGACCUUCCGAGACUAGUAAAGAAGGUGGUCAGAUUCGCUCCAGACACUAAGCCCGCCUGAAUGAACAAAUCAAAUUCCCUUGUCUCUCUUCUCUCAUCUUAUUCCUGGAAAGUCUUUCGUCUCACUCUCAUUUACUUGUAUCAUCAAUACUCAAUCCCUCAAUCAGUCGUCUCAAUAUCCAAUUCCUCAAUCAGUCGGCUCUAAAUUACAUCCAGUAUGCAUCAAAUUUACGAUACCACUCACACACGCAGUUCCCACUCUUCAUGACACUCUACCUCAUAAAACUCUCCAUGUACUACCACUUAUCCACACCUUGUGCCUAGUUU
This is a messenger RNA of Puccinia graminis f. sp. tritici CRL 75-36-700-3, 609 nucleotides long. RefSeq lists its product as uncharacterized. The transcript has 2 exons. The coding region runs from base 17 to 343 and encodes 108 amino acids. NCBI's taxonomy places the organism in Eukaryota, Fungi, Basidiomycota, Pucciniomycetes, Pucciniales, Pucciniaceae. The record is from RefSeq and is a predicted model, not a curated record.